AAGGGCUAGUUUUAAAACAAGAUGGAGAACGGGAAAAUUCUGUGAAUUUAGCAGUUUUGUUUUCUGCUAAAUUUGUGAAAACCUUUGGACGUUGUUCUAUUUUAUUACACUGACAUAAUGUUUUGAUUAUGAAAAUUAAUAAACACAAAGUACAAGGAACUCUAAAUCCACGUUUUUAAGCUGCAGAUUGUAUUUUACUUCAGGCAUGCAGUGAACUAAUUUCCACUAUGAAUAGAAAUAAGAAAUUGGGUCCACCCCCAAGAUGGAUUAAUUGUCCUCGGAAAGGAAAGCUUAUCAAGGAUAAGUUCCUGCCUUUUAAGACUCCACUGGAUGAUCGUUAUAAUGACAUGAUACCAGAAUACAGUGUCUUCAACCUAGACCUCCUCUUUGGAUCCUUGAAAACUAUGAAAGUAAAAAUGGGAUUGCUGGUUGAUCUGACCAAUACCACAAGAUUUUACAACAGUAAAGAGAUAGAGGAAAAGUAUGAAUGCAGAUAUGUCAAACUGCAGUGCAGAGGGCAUGGCGAAACUCCUUCAGAGGAUCAGACACAAGCAUUCAUCCAGCUGUGUGCAAAGUUUAUCAGUCAGAAACCUUUGGAAAUCAUAGGUGUUCACUGUACACAUGGCUUCAACAGGACAGGAUUCCUUAUUGUAUCAUAUCUUGUGGAACAGCUGUCCUGGGGAGUGGAGGCUGCUAUCCAGUGUUUUGCCAGCGCAAGGCCUCCAGGUAUCUACAAACAGGAUUAUCUACAAGAGUUAUUCCGGCGAUAUGACGAGGUAGAGAACACAUUUCCAGCACCAGCUCUGCCAGACUGGUGUGAUGAGGAAGAAACAGUAGAUGAUGAUGGGAGAUCUUUAUCACACACAAAUGGUGAACCUCAGCAGAACAGAAAAAAGGAGUUUCAUAAAAAGGAUGCCAAGUUUAUGACUGGUGUCAAGGGAGUGAGUCAACUAACACUUCAACCAAAACUGUCAGAAAUUCAGAGGAAAGUACAGCACAUGUGUGAAUGGAAAAAAUCUGGCUUUCCAGGCUCUCAGCCUGUUUCCAUGGAUAUCAAUAAUCUGAAUUUUCUGAAACAGAAGCCGUACAAGGUCAGCUGGAAGGCAGACGGAACGAGGUACAUGACACUGGUAGAUGGUCCAAAUGAAGUUUACAUGAUUGACCGAGAUAACACGGUAUUUCACAUCCCUGGACUGAACUUCAGACGGAGGAAAGAACUCGGUGCACAUCUACGAGACACACUGCUGGAUGGGGAGAUGAUUCUAGAUGUGGUAGAAGGCAAAACAGUCCCCCGGUAUCUGGUAUACGACAUUGUUAGGUUUGAGGGAAAAGAGGUGGGUAAAGUUGACUUUAACACCCGCUUGGUUUGUAUAGAGAAAGAGAUUAUAGGAGCUAGACAUGCCGCGAUCACACAGGGCUUGUUUGACAAGACCAAGGAACCAUUCAGUGUCAGGAUCAAACCUUUCUGGGACGUUUCCGUCUGUAGGAAAAUUUUAGAUGGCAGUUUUGCCAGUCAAGUGAGUCAUGAAGUGGAUGGUCUUAUUUUUCAACCAGUGCCAGAUCCUUAUGAACCUGGAAGAUGUAUGAAUGUACUGAAAUGGAAACCUCCAGAGAUGAAUUCCAUUGACUUUAAACUUCAGAUAGUCAAGGAAUGUGGAGAGGGAAUGUUACCCACCACCAAGGGCUACUUGUAUGUGUUACAUCAACAAGCCCCAUUGGCACAGAUGAAGGUGACAAAAGAGCUGAAGGAAUUGGAUGGUAAAAUUAUAGAGUGUUCUUACAAUGGAAAGGACUGGGUCUUUAUGAGGCAGAGAACGGAUAAAUCAUUCCCCAACAGCAUAGCCACAGCUCAAGGUGUGUGGGAGAGUAUUCGUUCACCUGUAACCAAGGAGAUCUUAUUUCAUGUGGCUGAACAUGAACGUUAUAAUCCUCCUCCCCGACCACAGCAAAAUAAAGACCUGAUGCCACCGCCAGCUAAAAUACCUAAACGCUGACAGCUCUACCUACCAAAUUUCAUCUACAUCAACCUAAACAUUUCCCUAUCAUUUUAUCAUCAUUGAAACUGUGCCAAGAUCAAAACUUGUGACAUGUUCAUCUUUUGAUGUAUGAAUUCAUCCAUGGAUAUAAAAAAAAAUGAUUUUCUUAGUGGAGGCUCAUUUAUGGCAUUCUUUUUGUGUAGACAAACAAGAAUCUAGUGUGAUCUCAUGCAGCCAUCUAAUGUUAUUGUAAGUUCCAGUGCUUACUUAAAAAAAGCUUCAGUUUUAUCCUUA
Saccostrea cuccullata (small rock oyster) is the source of this 2270-nucleotide messenger RNA. Its product is annotated as mRNA-capping enzyme-like. Lineage: Eukaryota; Metazoa; Mollusca; Bivalvia; Ostreida; Ostreidae. Bases 228 to 1994 code for a protein of 588 amino acids. The transcript has 18 exons. Gene Ontology annotation, molecular function: mRNA 5'-triphosphate monophosphatase activity; ATP binding; mRNA guanylyltransferase activity. Gene Ontology annotation, biological process: protein dephosphorylation; 7-methylguanosine mRNA capping. The record is from RefSeq and is a predicted model, not a curated record.